UUUGCAUAGAAACUCAGUCUGUUCCAGUUCCAAUCGACUCAGUGACGGCCACAGUGUGGGUUCGACGGAGUUUGUGAGAGGGACAAUGAAAGAAGGCAAGGAGGAGACUGAGUUCGUCUCUCCAGGUGAAGUUCUCGGAAAAAUUUCGGACUUAAAAGCUGGAAGAGGCGCUUAUGUUGCCAACAACACUGUUUAUGCUUCUCUUUCUGGUUUCCGCCGCAUUAUUCCCCCUCCGACUGCCUCUUCGGAUUUGAAAUCAACUGUGGAAGUGACUGGUCAUAAGGCCCAUGGAGCUGUUCCAGCUCCUGGAUCUAUUGUCAUUGCUCGAGUCACAAAAGUAAUGUCUAGAAUGGCAUCAGCUGAUAUCAUGUGUGUUGGUCCGAAUUCUGUGAAGGAGAAGUUUACUGGAAUUAUAAGGCAACAAGACGUUCGAGCAACGGAGAUUGAUAAAGUAGAUAUGCAUUUAUCAUUUCGUCCUGGUGACAUUGUCAAAGCUCUUGUUCUUUCUCUUGUAGAUGCAAGGGCCUAUCAUCUAUCAACUGCAAAAAACGAACUCGGCGUCGUCUCUGCCGAAAGUACAGCAGGUGCAGUGAUGGUUCCCAUAAGUUGGACAGAAAUGCAGUGUCCAUUAACGGCCCAAAUUCAGCAAAGAAAAGUUGCCAAAGUUGGAGGACACCAGAUUCUCUCUUACUCACCUCCAAUGGCUUCUCUUCACCUUCUUCAACCUCUCACUUUUCUCUCUUCCCAUUCUGCCCCUCUCUUUUCCCAAUAUUCCCAUCCGAUCCGCUUCAAACCCUCCUUUGCCCAAAAGCCCCUUUCACCAAAACCCCUCACUCUUCCCUUUGCUCUCGCCGAAUCCGACUCCGCCAAGUCCUUAGAACCCGACCCCCAAGUUCUCCUUCAAGAACUGGCCGACAGUUUUGAUCUCUCGCGAGAUUACUUCGAAAAACUUCCCCGUGAUCUUCGUCUUGAUCUCAAUGAUGCUGCGUUUGAUCUCUCUAAUGGACCCGUUAUUGAUGAGUGUGGUCAAGAAAUGGGUGAAAUAUUGCUAAAUCUCUCUCGAGCAUGGGAAGUAGCUGACACCUCCACUUCACAUACUUUAGUAAGCAAGCUCCCCUCGUUGGUGCAAUCUUUGACUGAAAAUUACAAGUCAGGACUUGGCAAGCGUUUGAUAUCUGCUGGAAGAAGGUUCCAAUCAAUGGGACAGUACGGUCAGGGCGAACUACAGAAGAUUGCCAAAGCAAUGAACACAACUGGAAAGCUUCUGUCUGCAUCAUCUGCUCCGAAAGUAGCCGAACAGCCGAAGAACGAAACCAGAAUGUUUAAGUUCGGAGAGCUUCAAGUUGAACUGACUGCCGAUAAGGCGAACAUCGGUGCAGCAAUUGGUGUCGUAUUUGGAGUAAUUUCAUGGCAACUGGGUCAGGGCGUUCAGAGCAUUCCUGAGAGUUCUCUGCAGUAUGCAAAUGACAAUGCUUUACUUCUAGCCAAGUCAUUGAGAGGUGCUCUACUGGCGGUUUCGUACUCGUCGACGGUUUUGUCUGCUUUUACUGCUGUGGGAUUAGUCUUACUUGCUAGACAACUUAAAUCAAAGGAAGAGAUUUGGAACAACAAUUUGAUUAGCCAAUCAAAUUGGUUCAUCUCUCCUAAGUGGGAUCAUAUUGAAGCAUUUCACUUUCAAAAAUAAAGUUCCAUUUAUGAACGUUGUAGUCACGGUCAUGCUUGUUCAAAGCAUGUUGUCUCUAGCUGCAUGUCGGAUGUUUCGGUCAUGUUUGUCUAGGACGUGUUGUCCAUGAUCGGAUAUGCAUUCCAAACCCUCUUUUACUUGCUUUCAUGUUAAAUAAGUGUUUAAUAUUUCCUGUUGUAUCAAUACGGAGUUGUUGUGUCAAAAUGUACUAGUUGUCACCCAUCAAGGCUAAAAUGCCCCAAAAUGUACUAGUUGUCAAAUCUUUCUACCCGGUUAUAUGCUAUCAAAGUUGUUGUUG
Messenger RNA from Cucurbita pepo subsp. pepo (vegetable marrow), 1982 nucleotides. RefSeq names its product LOW protein: ammonium transporter 1-like protein. The record is from RefSeq and is a predicted model, not a curated record. Gene Ontology annotation, cellular component: chloroplast. NCBI's taxonomy places the organism in Eukaryota, Viridiplantae, Streptophyta, Magnoliopsida, Cucurbitales, Cucurbitaceae.